Molecule: messenger RNA, 1887 nt
Organism: Bursaphelenchus xylophilus (pine wood nematode)
Lineage: Eukaryota; Metazoa; Nematoda; Chromadorea; Rhabditida; Aphelenchoididae
Source: the annotation of a GenBank genome assembly
AUGACCUAUCGCAAAAGGCGGGCAUCUAAAUGUUUCAAGUGUUUCUUUCGCGAAGCUGGCUCGCGAAGGGGAGGGCUUCGUGCAAGGGAGAAAGCGAACGUGACUUUUGGGGUGCAACGCGCGUGCGAAGAACGCCCCGCCCCUUCUCUGGCCACACGAUGGAGUAUCACGUAUGAGAACGGCAGGAAUAAAACGGAUAGCGAAACAUUAGUUUUGAGGUUUGUCCGCUGUGGGAUGUAUCAGUCUGUCGGGGAAAUAACGGCGGGUCGUCGUGACUUGGAAUCGCCAUCAUCGUGUGGCGACGGCUAGCCGCGGCUGCACCAACUUUUUCUGCGACGACCCGUCGUUUUCCCGACAGACUGAUAUAGUACUUAUAAGGCAUCAAAGACAGAUGGAUAAAAUGUUGGCAUCCUUCUCUCGGGUUUACCCCCGCUUGGUCAUCCGAGCUUACAGUACCGCUACACCAUCGGCACAAGGUCGUGUUGGUGUGCUCUUCGGUCAGAAUCCGAAUGGAUUUCUCAGAUACGAACGAGAUGUUUCCAGAGAUCCCAAAUCCAAGAAGCCUCAAAAACAAGGCGAUACUCCUGCACGGUAGGUUACGGUAGUUUAACAAUGUGACUGGGUUCGAGAGUAUUACUGUAUGUUUCUAGAUUCAUGCUUCGUCGUCUCGGUCACGCCUACGAGGUAUACCCUCUGAUCGGAUUGGUCACUCUCUGGUUCUCGGUCUUCUUGUACAUGGUCUGGUUCAGUUUCGACAAAGUUGAGAUUUGGCUGGACAGAAGUAAGUCGAUAUUUUUGUAACUUACAUUGCAAUUCAGGUAAAAAGACGGCUCCAUGGGAUUGGGAACGAAUUCGGAAUAAUUACUGGAAAUUGAACACGGUCAUGUAAGCCAAUUAUUCGGAAAUAUAAGGAUGCUGCGAUCUACAAUUUUUCGCAUUGACUGGCCCGAUUUCUUGACUGUAGCUCCCAGACAAGAAAUCCGAAAUUCUUGAUUACUGACGAGGGAAGUACCCCAAGUGCGACGCUCAGAUUUUCUUUAAAUUUUGCCCACACGUCUGGGAUAGACUAAAUAUCAAUUCCUGAAAGUUUUAGCUCGCGCUUUGCAGGCGCCGCCGAGAUAUCGGACGAUUUAUGCCGCCGAGAGGGCACGCUAAACGUGGAGAGCGGUCAGAGAGAAAAACGCUUUUUGGCUAUAACUUUGGCAGUUUCGUGCGGAAAAAUUUGAUUUUUUGUAGAAACUUUAUCCUUUACGGUAGAAAUAGGCAUGAAACUUUUCGUGCGGAAAUUCGGCAAAAAGUCAUAAAUUUUCGCCGACUUUCGAUCUAAAAAUCUCGGUUGUUUCUGCAAAGCGCGAGCUAGGAUUCUCGCAUAUAUCUUAGAAAAAUUAUUCUAAAUUUGUGCCGGGUUUCAUCAAAAUCUGAGCGUCGCACUUGGGGUGCUUCCCCUGUGAGCAGAGAAAAAAGGAAAAAAAUCUUCACGUGGAGAGAGUAGGGUUCAGAAAAAUCGGGUAUUUACACCUCGCGGGUAUAUACCCGAAAUUUCGGGUAUAUUGGGGAAUUUAUAAAAUAUUCCAGUUUCUUUCACGUUCUGUAGCGGCUCCGGGUAAUGAGUUGGCAAUUUUAUAGACCUUGGGCAAGGGGCGUGCGCAGCCGGACCGAGCCCCACAGGUUUAAUCCAAAAACGCGGCGCUGAAAAUUUUAUCUUGGCCCCCCUUCAAGAAAUCGGCCUUUUUGUCAGUCAAGGCGAGAAAUUGUAGACCGCACCAUCCUCAUGUAUUUUUGUUUAGUUUCGAUUUGAAAGGAGUGACCCACAGACGACUCGAGAUCAUGGAAAAGCUGCAGGACGAGAUGAUGGAGGCGGCCAAGAAGCGUGGAACCCGUCAAUGA